AUGAAAGGGUUAAUAUAUGUUCCAUAUUUUACUUCAACAGAAAGGGAUUUGGUUACCUCAAUUGCCCAACAUGUUCUUGCGAACGCUGGUCCAGGAGAAACUGAGGUACGCAUCAGUGUAUUUUAUUAAAAUACGUUUUCUGAAUACUGUACUUGGCAGUCGUUAUAUAUAUUUUGGCAUAAAAAAUAGAAAACUGUGGUAAAUCAGGUAAAUAAUUUGUUUUUUAAUUCUUUGUCUCUCUGUAUCCAGUAUCCUUGGCUCUGUAUUCAAGGAACAAGUCCUCCUCCAAGUAAAUUGAAGAAGACAAAAAGGAGAAGAUCAAGAACUGGAGUAACCAAAACUGGAGUGUCGAAGUAAGUCUAGCAUGCACUUGAGCAUAUUUCUAAAAUCGAUAUCGAUAAUUAUAAGUUGUUUUAUUGUAAUAUUAUGAGAUACUGUAGUUUAAAUGUAGGUUAAAGAAAAGGAGAGAGGUUUUGCCUUGAUAAGCCUGGUAAAACAUGCCUUGAGUGAAGCUAAAACGCUUCGUUCAAACAUUCUGACGCGCCGUUCCAAGUUAGCACAGCAAGUAUACUACAUUUACUUUACAUUGUCCGAAUAUUUGAGGUUACAAUAUCAACUUUGAAAUUAACAUGCGUCUCUAUACUGUGUACAUAGUGUCGCCGAAAGGGGGUGGGCAGGGGAUUUUGUCUCGGGGCCCCAGCUCAAAAGGGGUCGCUCUCCACCCACUGCAAAGUUUAUAUUCUGUCAAUUUCACAUAACUGAACAACAACAAUCUAACUAUAGUUAAAACUGUUAAUAAUAUUAUAAUCUAAUUAGCACUAACGAAUCAAAAUUAUUUUUUUUUAAAUUAAUCUGAUAGACCAAUCAGGUGAAAAGCCAGAUUUUUACUUUUUUACAUGCGCUCAGACAGGGAUUUGUGUCAGGCCUUCUUUUGCCUUCCAUCCACCCACAUUAAUUAAGGAAGGGAAAACAGGGCCUGAUACUCAGGUUUCUGUUUUAUAAUUAUGACACCAUAGGGGCCCUGGGGACGUUUUGCUCCUUGCCGCGCGCAACCUUUCGGCAGCCCUGACCGUACAUAAUAAAUGCAUCUCUCUCUAAUUAACGCUUCUUUUCGAACACUGUAAUUGAACAAAUACAUAUAUUUGAAUUUAUAUUUUAUGUUUGUAGAGUAAAAAGAUCGACAUUGUCGUCCAAGGCUACCAGAGGACAUGGCAUUCCAUGGAGAACUGCUGCAAGAGUUGGAUCAAAUAGGUUAAGAAAUUUGCAUUGUGUUUUAAAGGCCAUGUUACACGAGUAUAAAAGUUUGCUGCAACUUUACAACGCAACUUCUGGCACAGAGUCAUGUAAUGUAAAAUAUAUUCACAGUAAAAUUGAGAAAUUGCUCCGUAUAGUUUACUCCGCCGAUCUUUUCUUCAACUAAAUGAACGCGAAUGAAAAUAUCAGAAAAACGAAAUGCUGCAUGAUCAUGUCAACUGAUUAUCUGCGCGAUUUUUUGCCAAAGUUGUAUUACCUUUUUUAUACAUCUUGUAUAGCUCUGCGCUUAAAACGUCGGAAGCAAAUUUUACGUCAUCAUUUUGUAGUUUGUUCUAUUAUGGCAAAUAAUGCACGAAUUUAUCUGUUUUAGACAUAGGCGCAAUAAAAGAACUUGGCCAUUCAUCGAAACACAGGUAUAGCAAUUAGUUUAAUUUCAACUUUAGUCAGGGUUGUGCAACGUGAAUGAAUGACUUGGAUGAUACAUUCAUUUGUUUUACAACCAUAAUCAUGUAUUUGAGGGAAAUAUAUUUGUUUAGGAUAUAAGUAAAAGUGUUGAAGAUUCAGAAAGACUGGAAGAGAAAUCAGAAGGGAAAUCAGAAGAACAUGAAGAGGAAUCUUCCAGCUUGUCAGGUAAAGCAAAAUAAAACGGUAUGUAUAUAUAUGGG
This is a messenger RNA of Paramuricea clavata, 1919 nucleotides long. The record is from the annotation of a GenBank genome assembly. Lineage: Eukaryota; Metazoa; Cnidaria; Anthozoa; Malacalcyonacea; Plexauridae.